GUCGGCGUAUGUAUGUCUAUAAACGCAGUUUGUGUCAAGAGAGCCAGCAGUGUGGUCACGAUGCAGCUGGCGCUGUGGGCGUUGUUCCUCGUGGCGGCCACAGCUCAGGAGCUGCCGGUACAUCGCACGGCGUACGACGUUGAUGACAAUGUGUGGGGACACGAACAAUCACACAGACGGACCGGUCGAGUGGUGGGUGGCGGGCAGGCGGCGCGGGGGCAGUUCAAGCACGUGGCCUACGUCAACGUGGAGGACACGACUGCCUGCGGGGCCGCGCUGCUCAACUCCAAGUGGCUGCUCACCGCCGGCGUCUGCCUCUCCGGGUACAUGAAGUGGGUGGUGUACCUCGGCAUUGCGGAUCUAACCACCUCUGAUGACUACUCCCUCGUCUUCCAGAGCAACACACGUCUCGAACACCCCGGUCUGAACACCGACAGCAAGUUGCACAAUAUUGGUCUCAUCUACGUCCCGUCCAAGGUUAACUACAACGAUUACAUCCAGCCCGUGCAGUUGCCGCGGUACGCGGACGUGGACAGCACCUUCGAGGGCGUCGACGUAAUGGUCAGCGGCUGGGGGGCGCAGGCCACUGGUGGUGCGGCGCCGGGAGUGCUGUGGUAUGCGUACUUCCAGCCCGUGACGAUCUGCAGUCCCGCCUGGUCCUACUGCGGAGUGGGCCGAUAUAACGAAGCCAUCUGUUCGGGUGACUUCGGAAGCCCGAUGCAGCGAGCAGAGGCGGACGGGAACUACACGGUGGUGGGCGUGGCCAGCUUCAUACAGGGCACCACCACCUGCGAGGGCGCCACCUCCGGCUUCGUCAUGGUGGCCGCCUACCUCGACUGGUUGGCUCGACAUACCGGUCUCGGAAUACGCCCAUGAUAGGAACAGCUUGUGGCUGUACAGAUGCGUGUGCCUUGCUAUUGUAGACUGUUUUGUGAAUUGCCCUAGGAGUCAAAUAACAGUAGACUUCAAAAGUUGGCUGUGUGUUUUACAGUUAUGUAAUAUACGAAUAG
Messenger RNA from Schistocerca nitens (vagrant locust), 1010 nucleotides. Its product is annotated as collagenase-like. The record is from RefSeq and is a predicted model, not a curated record. Gene Ontology annotation, biological process: proteolysis. NCBI's taxonomy places the organism in Eukaryota, Metazoa, Arthropoda, Insecta, Orthoptera, Acrididae. The transcript is spliced from 7 exons. Gene Ontology annotation, molecular function: serine-type endopeptidase activity. Bases 13 to 876 code for a protein of 287 amino acids.